Messenger RNA from Anastrepha ludens (Mexican fruit fly), 821 nucleotides. RefSeq lists its product as uncharacterized. The record is from RefSeq and is a predicted model, not a curated record. The transcript is spliced from 2 exons. Bases 6 to 725 code for a protein of 239 amino acids. Lineage: Eukaryota; Metazoa; Arthropoda; Insecta; Diptera; Tephritidae.
UUUGGAUGCUGACGGGUACUGGAAACAAUGUGAGGUACGUGAAUCUAACAAAGAUACACGCCCAGUUAGGAGAAUCCAUUUGCCGAAGCUUGCCUGGUUUCCACGCAAUAACAGGGUGCGAUUACAAUCCGGCAUUAUUUAGAAAGGGAAAACUAAGACCUUACAAACUAUUAAAAAAAAACGAUGAAUUCCAAAAAGCUUUUAUAAAGUUCGGCGAAAAUAAGUUAAUAGAGGACAGCAGUGAACAGAAGAACAUUUUCAAUAGUAUUCAGAAAUAUAUUUUCAGUGUAUAUAAUGUUCGGAAUGCAAUUGAUGUCGAUUCUGCUCGAGUUCAGAUGUUUAUAGACUCAUACAAAGUUUCCGACAUUAAUGAGGCUUUCAAUCGAAAAAAAUUGAGAAACUUUGAUGCUAGCAGUUUACCACCUUGUGAAAAUGAGCUACUACAGCAUUUUUUACGAGCUAAUUAUAUUUGUACGAUUUGGAACAAUGCUCACUUAAGAAAACCUACUUCACAUAAACCUGGAAAUAAUGGCUGGGUACUGGAAAAUGAUCAAUACCAUUUUAAAUGGUUUGAAGGAGAUCAGCUACCUACUUAUGUCAGUGAUUCUGUACAAACUUUGUCAGAAGCUGAUGAAGACGAUGACAUUCAUGAGGACAAAUCCGCAGAAUGGAGUAGCGGUGAUGAAGAUAAUCGAGAUACCGACGAGGACGAUGAAGUUGAUUAAAUAUUUUUUUUGAUUUAAUAAUAAUGUUUGACACAUUAUAUUUUUACUUUGUAUUGUAAUGGCUAUAAUUAUAAAUAUAAUUGAAAUCUUUUUCGA